Messenger RNA from Ictalurus furcatus (blue catfish), 1601 nucleotides. It is a transcript of the gene unc119a2, whose product is annotated as unc-119 homolog b (C. elegans). Gene Ontology annotation, cellular component: intercellular bridge; spindle pole; centrosome. The coding region runs from base 18 to 809 and encodes 263 amino acids. The record is from RefSeq and is a predicted model, not a curated record. NCBI's taxonomy places the organism in Eukaryota, Metazoa, Chordata, Actinopteri, Siluriformes, Ictaluridae. The transcript has 5 exons. Gene Ontology annotation, biological process: negative regulation of clathrin-dependent endocytosis; visual perception; positive regulation of protein tyrosine kinase activity. Gene Ontology annotation, molecular function: lipid binding.
GGAGGAGGGACAGGAUAAUGAGCUAUUCUUGUACCAGCGCAGGCACCAGCCAGGACGCAUCGAGCUGUAAUAAGAAGUGCGGCGGCGGCGUUAAUCCCGCCAGUCGCAGCGGCACCGGACACGUCGAGCUCAGUCCCAGUCCCAGCGACGGCGAGUCGAGCUCGAACCCUGAACCCGAGGAGGCCAUGAAAGUCAAGAAGGGCUGCAACACCACGGACGUGGGAGUCCCCGUCACCACCGAGGAGGACCUGCUGGCCAACACCAUCAUCACCCCGGAGGACGUGCUGGGAUUGCAGAAGAUCACGGAAAACUACUUGUGCAGUCCAGAGGACAACGUAUACAACAUUGACUUCACGCGCUUUAAGAUAAGGGACAUGGAGACAGGGACAGUGCUGUUUGAGAUUACAAAGCCUCCAGUAACAGACAAAAGUGGAGAGAAACGAGACAUCGACCCCAGUGCUGGACGAUUCGUGCGAUACCAGUUCACUCCAGCAUUUCUACGCCUACGUCAGGUUGGAGCCACUGUCGAGUUCACAGUGGGCGACAUUCCCAUCAAUAACUUCCGCAUGAUCGAGAGGCAUUACUUCCGCGAUCAGCUGCUGAAGAGCUUUGACUUCGAGUUCGGCUUCUGCAUCCCUAGCAGCAAGAACACCUGCGAGCACAUCUACGAGUUCCCGCCACUCUCGGAGGAGAUCAUGCGCGAGAUGAUCCUGCACCCCUACGAGACGCAGUCUGACAGCUUCUACUUUGUGGACAACAAGUUAGUCAUGCAUAACAAAGCAGACUACUCUUACAGCGGCGGUCCUUAAGACGGAGCUGACCUGGAUGGUUUGACGGGUUCGGCUGAACGGACGAAUGCCCAGCCCACGUGCGUCUGUGUGCACCAAUCACGCUGUCCCUGAAUUUGUGUCAUUGACAUGUGGUGAUGCCUGUCUGUGUGAGACCAAUGAUUAGAUGACCAUGACAUUUCACACGUAUAUACAUAUCAAAAAUGUGUUUAAGAUUAUUUUUUUUCACAACACACCAGCAAAACUACUGUUUAUUUGGUAAAUUAAUCCUAAUAUUAGUGAGUAUUCUUUUUUUGGGACAGGUGGAUUUAAAUUCUACAGAUAUUUACUGUAUAUGGCCAAAUAUGGCAAUGGUGCUGGGUGGUAAAGGUUAUGAUUAGGGCUAUAUGCUUGACUGGUCCACUGUGUGUGUGAGUGUGUGUGUGAGUGUGUGUGUGAGUGAGAGAGUGUGUGUGAGUGAGUGAGUGAGAGAGAGAGAGAGAGAGCGAGAUUGGGUAAUGUUUUAUGCUGUGAGACUGACUACUGAUUGUUUAAGGGAGUGUGCAUUUGAGCGUGCGUGGCACUCUUACAUAUCGAUUCACAAACACAGAUUCACAGAUUCGCUUCGAUCAUCAUUUUCUCAGAGUGAGAUUUAAUAUUUGAAACUUAAAGAAUACAAUAGGAGAGCAUUGCUUCUUCUUCUUCUUGUUCUUCUUCUUCUUCUUGUUCUUCUUCUCCUUCUUCUUCUUGUUCUUCUUCUUCUUCUUCUCCUUCUUCUUCUUGUUCUUCUUCUCCUUCUUCUUCUUGUUCUUCUUCUCCUUCUUCUUCUUGUUC